Molecule: messenger RNA, 540 nt
Organism: Adineta ricciae
Lineage: Eukaryota; Metazoa; Rotifera; Eurotatoria; Adinetida; Adinetidae
Source: the annotation of a GenBank genome assembly
AUGAUGUUAUCAUUAGUACUGAGACGUUCUUCUUUGAUUUUUCAUCGUCACCAAAUCGCGCCAUCAUCGACAUUUUCGCAUAUAACAUCCGAUGGAAAUCUGACCAUGGUCGACAUAGGUAAAAAGGUUGCAACUCAGCGACAUGCUGUCGCAGAAGCCGUCGUGAAGUUUCCGGACGCACAAACGUAUCAAUCAUAUUUUAAUGUGACAACCAAGAAAGGUGAUGCGAGAUUGUGCUCGAAAAUUGCUGGCAUUCUCGCUGCGAAACGUACAGCAGAUUUGAUUCCACUGUGUCAUCAACUUCCACUUUCACAUAUUGAUAUUGAUUAUGAACAUCGACAUGAAGAGAAUGAAGUUCUUGUACGAUGUAGUUGUUCAACGCAAUAUCAAACUGGGGUGGAAAUGGAAGCGAUGGUCGGUGUGACGAUCGCUGCCGUGACUAUCUAUGACAUGUGUAAAGCGUUGAGUAAAUCCAUUGAAAUUCGAAACAUUCGUCUUGUUGAGAAAACCGGCGGAAAAUCAACUAGUUCUUCCAAAUAA